Molecule: messenger RNA, 2848 nt
Organism: Cyprinodon variegatus (sheepshead minnow)
Lineage: Eukaryota; Metazoa; Chordata; Actinopteri; Cyprinodontiformes; Cyprinodontidae
Gene: stx10
Product: syntaxin 10
Exons: 9
Coding region: 51-776 (241 amino acids)
Biological process (GO): Golgi vesicle transport
Cellular component (GO): membrane
Source: RefSeq, a predicted model, not a curated record
CAACAUUGCGCAUGCGCACGCGCUAGUUAGGCUUACAGAGAAAGGAAGCAAUGUCGAUAGAGGAUCCGUUUUUCGUUGUAAAGGGGGAGGUGCAGAAGGCCCUCUCUCGUGCUCGGGGUCUGUUUGAUAGAUGGGAGGAACUGUUACAAGAGGGCACACAGGUUAGUCGAGAUGAGCUGGACUGGAGCGCCAAUGAGCUCAGGAACUGUUUGCGAGCCAUCGACUGGGACCUGGAGGACCUCAGUGAAACGAUCAGCAUUGUGGAGUCAAACCCAGGGAAGUUCAAGCUGGGCGACAAUGAACUUCAGGAGAGGAGAAACUUUGUGGAACGAACCAGGAAGUCCGUUCAGGAGAUGAAAGAUCAGUUGUCCAGGCCAUCUGCUGUGGCUCAGACAGAAAAGAAGAGCAGGCAGGAGCAGGACCGGUCAACUGGACUGGAGGCUCACCUGGUGUCGGCCAACUCUAGGUACAUCCAGGAGCAGCAAGAGCAGCAGCAGCUGAUCAUGCAUGAGCAAGAUGAGCAGCUGGAGUUGGUGUCGGGAAGCAUCAGAGUCCUUAAAGACAUGUCUGGACGUAUCGGAGACGAGCUAGACGAGCAGGCUGUCAUGUUGGGGGAUUUUGGAGAUGAGAUGGACCAGACGUCAUCUCGCAUGGAUUCAGUCCUAAAGAAGCUGGAGAAAGUUUCUCACAUGACCAGCAGUCGAAGACAGUGGUGUGCCAUCGGCGUGCUGGUUGCCAUCUUGAUUGUCGUCCUCAUCCUCUUCUUUGCUCUUUGACGACCUCUGACCUCCUGAUGAUGUUCCCCUGCUCCUCCCUGUCAGGAUGAACGGACAGAAACAGAUGGAAAGAAGAAUGUCUCCUCCUUCCCCCUUGAAACACUCCCUUUACUCUCAUGGAGUAGUCGGUGGUCUGCAGAGAAGAGCUGAGACUCGAUCAUCAGACCCUCUUUGAAUGGAUCUGGUGGGCAGAAGAUGGUAUUAUUUUUGGUGUAUUUGUGCAUUGCAGUUCUUGGUGGAAAUCUUGGUACACAACAGGGGGAGAAAAACACAAAAGCUGCACAUUGAUUUGCUUCUGGAGAUUAUUUACAUCAUUAAAUAAGACCUGCAGGGUUUGAGAAAUACACCCACAGGUUCUUCAUAAUGAUCAAAUCGUAAACACCCUAAACAAGUGAAGACUCCAUGCUGUCAAAGGAGUUUUUAAAUAUUCAAAAAUUCUAUCCGCUUGUGUUUUUAACCCAACACAAAUAAAAAUUCACAGGCGAGACCAGUGCUGGGCUGUUGCCUUAAAUAUAUUUUUAUACUAUUUUUGAACUGUGGAUAACUUUCAUGUGCCUACCUGUAAAAUGGGAUUUAAAAAAAUACAUUACGGCUGGUUAAAAAUGCUGAGCGGCAGUUUCUCUAGUCUAUAAGCCUGCCGAUCCGCAUCUCUGCUGUCAUAACUGCAAAUGUGUGUAGUGCAAACAUACGAGCUGCUGUCAUAUGCGGCUCAUGUUUCAUAGGGAAUGUAGACGUUCCAGCAGAAAGCGGUUUUAUUUCCCAACCUGAGACAGGAUCAGGUGAAGUAGGGUCUGCAGCCAACCCGCCUCUGCACUCCAUCAGACGUUAAACUGCAUGAUUUGCCCUGGCUUUGUUACUCUCGCUGGCUGAUGAGAGACGGCCUUGGCUCGGAGCGAAUGGGUUCGCCUCUUUUAUUUGAAAGCAUCUGCUAAUGAGGGGAAGUAGUUGCUGGGCAAGAUGUUUCUUUGUGUGGCCCAGAUUUAGGCUCACAGCUCCCUCUGCUGGAUGUUGUGGGUUAUGUCCUUUUUAAAAAUAUGGCAACACUAAGGUUCGUUGGAAGUGCUGUAUCUGAAGCACAAUGCUUUAAUUUUCUGUCCUGCAAGUAAAAUCAUAUAACAGUACAAAGAUCAUUCUGUAGGCUUCAUUUUUGUUUUUGUAUUUGCUGUAAUCCAAAUGUCUUCACUUGAAUUAUAGAUUUGGAAAGAAAAACAAUCUUUCAUCCCAUUUGUCUCCUACUAACAGAGCCGAGUGAGGUUUACUCCUCUUGGUACGUGUGCUUUUAAUCUCUUUUUAAAUAUCCAACCCAUUGUGGUACGGUGAAAAAAAACAAAAUCCACAGACGUACUUUCCACUUCUGUUACGAUCUCUUGGAGCGAAACAGUAACUUCUAAAGCGUCUAUAUUUUUAUUUGUGUUAAACUGAAAAACAGCAUUGUGAACUUGAUAAAGCACUGCUUUAUCAAGUUUGGCUUCAAGAGACAAGGAGAAAACAGCUUGAAGAAGUUAAAAUCUUUUGCACCAAAAUAAGAAUAAGGUUAAAAAAACGGUUUUGUAGUAUUGAGAAAGUUUGGGAAUUUUCAGUCCUAGUUACUGGCGAACCGGUUACUUUAAAGAAAGCUCCUUCAGAAGAGGGAAUAACUGCCAUUAAACGCGUCCUAAAUAUGUGCCGGUAGUCGCGACUUAUCCUCCUACAUACAACAGCUAAGAACACUUUGUUUGUAAAAAAAACUUUUUGAUGAAACGACCAAAAAGUUUCUGGAUAAGAUUGUUCUAUUAAUCUCUGGUAUCAUGUCUAUUAGCACAAUAAGGUAUUUUAUUUUUAUUUUUUUUUGUUACUGUUCAUUUUGCUGAACUGCCAUUUUUAUAGAAGUAUGUUGUUUUAUUUGCAGCUAGAGACAAGACUGAUCCCAAAAAAAGAGAAGAAAACAAAAGAAAAACAGCACUGUCUGAUUGCAGCUUCUCUGUGUAUUUUAUGAAAUGUGUUUAACAUGAAUAAUCAAGUUCAAUUUGAAAAACUUUGUCCACCAAAUGAGCUGUAUGUUUGAAUCAAUACAGGAUUUGGAGUCUUGCUUC